AUGAGUAUGAUAGCUGUAAAAGUGAGCAGAGUUACUGUGCGUUUCUACCAUGGAUCGUUGGUUAAUUUUGGCAAUACGAACUUGAAAGAAAAGCUUCAUGUUUUGAAGAAGAAAUCUACUGUAAUUAGAAAAUCAUCUAAGGAGCUUCAACGGCUUGCUGAGAAGCAGAAGAUUAAGAGGAACAAGGCUCAGAAGGCGUCUUACCAUAAGGACAGAGCUGUUCACAUUUUGAAAAGUAAAUACGGCAUAUCUGAUAUAUCAAGGGACCAAUUGGGUCCUACGAGUGAGAAUGAUAUUAAAUUCCUGUCUAAGAUCAAGGAUAAUAGGUUACUAUAUACCAUUCUGGGAGUUAAUGGUUUUCAACUACGGGAUGCUAUCUUGGUGACUAAAGAUGUUGAGAAGUUCUUGAAAAGAGGGCAAGUUGAGAAGGCGGUCAUGUUAGUGAAGUUAGCCAAGGCCAAAGGAUCUAGCGGUGCAAACUUAAUCAUGGACUAUUAUUUGAAUGAGUUGCACUCGCCUAAAUCUGCAGUGGAUAUGUACAAUUGGAGGAAGAAAAAUGGGAUCCCGAUUAAUGAAUAUACAGAUGUGACGCUUUUUGAUGGUUUAGCAAAGCAACCAGAACCAAUAUCGACUAAGUACGGAGAGAUGGUUUUGAAGAUCCUGGAUUCUAAAGGAGAAGAUGAAGAGUUCAAUAUCAGGGAAUUCAAUGCGGCUCUUGGAGCACUUACCAACUGUACUGACUAUUCGCUGGCGUUCCAAUUAUUUGACAGCCGAUCUCAGCGCUACUCACGUAAAUUUGAUGCCAUUACCUUCACCACGAUGAUCAAAGCAUGCAAUAAAAUCAAAGAUGAGGACUUACUGAUUUCGAUGCUGAAUGAGAUCAUCGCGAAAAUGACGCAUAGAUCGAUUGAUCCAAUGCUAGUAAACCAGCUUGUUAGUGCAUUGAGCGGGUCUGACAGAAGUAAGCGAUUAAAUAGGGAGGCGUUGUUACUGGCCAGUGAGGUAUUUACAUUAGAUCUUGGCAUUUCCGAUUCAGGAGUGGAAAGACGUAUUCAUUAUGAUGUAAUCAAAGAGUCCAUGCGUUCGCGUGGGGAUGGGUUACGUCAGGACAAGCUUUACCCCUCCAUUAUACAGGCAUGUAAUUAUUCAGACUUGCCACAGAUAGGGAUCAAGUUUUUUGCAAAAAUCACUGGGUUUCCAUAUGAAAAUGAAACAGGGGGAGAGCAAGCGUUACUGGAAGGCCCGCAAUUGACAUACCAACUGUUCAAGAACUAUAUUGAUCUGCUGGUACGUCAUAGGACCAGUGUAUGUGGUUCUCGCAGCAUGGAUCUCUUUGAGACCAUCAAUAGCACGCCAUCGUUGAAGCAGUUACCGAUGAAGGUUCUGUUGAGACAUGUAUAUACCGCUGUUCAACGGCAAGGCAAUAAACAAUCUGUAUACUGUGACGCUACGAGAGCCAACGCACUAUUGCAAAGAGUAAACGAAUUUGUCAAGCACGUAGAACCCACCAAGGACAACGUCGUACCUCUGGCAGCGUGGAAGUUUGUGCUACCCAUCGCGGAGAAGUUGCAACAGGGAUCACAACUAAGCGAGGAGCCCCAGGUCCACCUAACGCAAAGCUUCCUCAGCACAAUCAGCGCCUUGAGGUUACCCCUAAACAAAGAGGCCAAGUCUACUUUACUGGCCGGUAUCCGCGUUAUAAACUCCCUGGGCGAGCAACUCAGACUGCCACCCACGGUAGACCUCGAAGACAUACCAUUGGAACUCAGAGACAAGUUCCUGUAUAGGAGACUGCUCCUCAGAGUGAAGACAAGACUGGUACAUAUCGUAGACUCCAUAGACAAGAACACCCCACAAUUGCCGGACGACCUCAGCCAAUUGAUCUCGCAGCUGGGAUUACAUAAACGGUAA
Messenger RNA from Nakaseomyces glabratus, 1911 nucleotides. It is a transcript of the gene MRX1, whose product is annotated as Mrx1p. The record is from RefSeq and is a predicted model, not a curated record. Gene Ontology annotation, molecular function: protein binding. NCBI's taxonomy places the organism in Eukaryota, Fungi, Ascomycota, Saccharomycetes, Saccharomycetales, Saccharomycetaceae.